AUGAAAUUUUUUGAGCAAGAACACAUGUAUCAGUACGACUGGGGAACAGUAACUACAGCUUUUCUACAGAAGUAUCCAAAUAACGUACAGAACCAUAUAAAGAACAUUGAUGUUAUUGAUAGAUGCAUUAAUGCAAAAGAGAAGACUGUGAAACUGAAGAGAAUCAUUCACCUUCAAUAUUUCAUACCUAAGUUAUUUCGAAACAUCUUUAACAUAGAUGGGUGUGGCGUGGGAAUUGAAGAAAUCGACAUUAACUUGAUGCAGAAAAAAUUAACUGUCAGUACGGCCAACUAUACAUUAUCACCUUUUGUGAAUUUAACAGAAAAGUGUGUCUAUUUUCAGAAAGAGGACGAUGAUAAGCAUACACAUUACAAGCAGACAACAACCUUGGAUAUCAAUGGAUUCGGUUAUAUGAAGAAUUUCAUAGAACGGGCCAUAAUAAACACAGUACGAGAAAAAAGCAAACAAGGGAUAUGCAUCAUGAAUGACACAAUAAAAAGAAUUAUAAAUGAUAACAUACACAUAAAUAAUCAUAAAGUGUAUAUAGAUUCUAUCGAAAAGGAAAAAAAGUAA
Molecule: messenger RNA, 573 nt
Organism: Plasmodium gonderi
Lineage: Eukaryota; Apicomplexa; Aconoidasida; Haemosporida; Plasmodiidae
Product: MSF1-like protein
Exons: 5
Coding region: 1-573 (190 amino acids)
Biological process (GO): phospholipid transport
Cellular component (GO): mitochondrial intermembrane space
Molecular function (GO): phosphatidic acid transfer activity
Source: RefSeq, a predicted model, not a curated record